AUGGACUGGUUGACUAAAUACGAGAACGCUACAGAGUUUUACAUGGAUGCACAACGUCGAUGGCCGAUUCGUAGGAGUCGACCUGGUGGGAAAUGGAUACUGGCAUCGUUUGAUGAUGAGUCAAUUGUGGUCUAUCAAGCUUACGACGAUGAAAUAGCACAAUUUGCUUGUGAAAAUGGUCAUUUUAUCGGAUGUCCAGGUUAUAACCAGCAGCGGAUGACCUGGAUCAAAACGAAUUUUCUCUGGAUGAUGCAUCGAUCUCAUUGGAUCUCACGUUCAAACAAAAAACGUAUUCUAGCUAUUUGGCUUCGACGAUCGGCGUUCGAUAGUUAUCUAGCACGAGCUGUUGACUCAAAUAGUCAAGAUCUUCCUCCUGACAAACAAUCAGUAACAUCAAAUAAUACAGAUCAAGUUCGUUUAAAAGGUCGAAUUCGUUUGCAAUGGGAUCCUGAUUAUGAUCCACAUGGUACACCAAUUCCUUACCGCCGAGCGAUACAAUUGGGCCUCAAAAAAGUUGACAGUUUUCUCGACGGUCGGGAUAUCCUUCGUAUUGUUGACAUCACUUCAUUUGUUAAAAAUCAAUACACCAAUGCCGUUUUAAUCAAAGGUCACCGUCGUCGUGAUCAACUCGAUCAACUUCGUGUUCCUAUCGAACAUAUCUACGAGCCGGUAGAUGAGCAAAUUCGUCGACAUAUUCAGCUAGAUUCCUGGAAUGCGGCAUAG
This is a messenger RNA of Rotaria socialis, 723 nucleotides long. The record is from the annotation of a GenBank genome assembly. Lineage: Eukaryota; Metazoa; Rotifera; Eurotatoria; Philodinida; Philodinidae.